Molecule: messenger RNA, 1955 nt
Organism: Colletotrichum godetiae
Lineage: Eukaryota; Fungi; Ascomycota; Sordariomycetes; Glomerellales; Glomerellaceae
Exons: 1
Coding region: 369-1910 (513 amino acids)
Source: RefSeq, a predicted model, not a curated record
CGCCCUUCCAUCCACGCCAACUGCCGUCUCCCAUUCUGUCAUGCACACACAUGCCGCCAUCGACCGACUGAUCUUGUUCUUCGCACUGCUACCGCUCGAUUGGUUAUUUUCCGGCUCUAUGUGCGAAUAGGACCGGAUCUUGUUGGAACCGAUCAAGCCCGAUACCUUCUGGCCGAGAUCUGUCACCCGCAAGACUGGUCAUGCUACUGUUCGCACAAGAGCCCGGCAAGCACCUCGAGCUUGGUCGUGCACGCCAGGACUCGUCUUGUUCACGGCUAACUACCUUGCCGAGGACUCAACCCAAGGGAGGGAGGGAUGAACCAUUACCACAGUAAGCAAUCCUCCGCUGCGUCCAAACGCCACAUUCUAUGCACGCUCAUCUAGGACGACAAACUCAAGCGAAACAACAUGCCCCGAACAACAUGCCCCGAAACGUGGACAAGCCAACACAUGUAAAUGAGAGCGUUUAUGCUGUGCGCGAAGACCAAGAAGGAAGACAGCCCACAUUCAUCGAUCAGCUGUUCAGACUGAAGAUCACAUUUCUUCAUGGAUCGGUUUGUUUUCGUCUUAGCGUCGGCAUCAGCAAUGGGGACAACAAUUCGUUUCGCAUCUAUUUACAAGUCACACCCGACCGUCUCCACUCACUCGAACUCACGCACUGCAAAUUGAAUGACGAAAACACGUCAUUGAAGAUGGCGAUGUAUCGCCAAGGCUGCACAAGCGAUGUGUGCCGCCUCGAUUUCAAAUUGCACAGUGGCGUCUGCGCUCAACUUAUCGUGCCGAAGGAUUUCGGAUGUCGUGAGAGUCUCGAUGAACCCGGCCGGCGUGGUUACGACUCGCUUGCCUCGCUUGCGACCACUUCGUCAUUCUCUGUCUACGUCCCGUACAACACAACCAUCCAGCGCCAGCUCAAUCAAUGCCAGACUGAUGUGAAGUGUUUCUCGAAGUUUGCGGAAAACAUGCAACAACUUCGAUCAUUUCAACUCGAUGUGGACCCGCAGAGGCUAUACGCCGGUAAAGGUGGCAGGGUUGUGGACCAUCGCGAUCAAGAAGAGUUUCAGCCGGGCUGGAAACGUGACGGAUCUACUACACCAGCGACGAUUGACUACGAGGACGAUCCGCGGUAUCUCGAAUUACCUUCCCAGUACGAUGGAUGCUCGGGACAGGAGCCCAUGACGACUCCGGCCGACGUGCCGAACUUGUUCGGAAGUCCCGCUGUUGACUGUGCGCCGCCGGCCUAUAACGCCACCGAAUGCCCACCCGAUGGGCCCCGUCCCAAACGUGCGUCUUCUUUGGACGACGACGCACAUCAAAGCUCCAAAAGAGUUUGCUCAAUCGCCUCUACUCCCACACUGGAUUCGACAGGAGAUGUACAGCAGUUCGAUGUGAAACCGGGAUCUUAUUAUGACUUGGUGCGCCUACUUGUACAUGUACAAACACGGGUGAUGCAUUACGAAAGAAAGACGAUAAAACUAGAAGAGGAUUUCAAAAGCCUUCAGAUGCGGAACGCAGAGCUUCAGAAUACGUACGACGUUUUGAAGCGUCAGCUGGAGGAGCUUGAGGCUGUGAAUGAGUCUGUAGAUGAACGGUUGGAGGAGGCUGACGGUCGGUUCGAGUCUAUAGAUGGACGGCUGGAGCAGGCUGAGGAGAGGAUCGGGGAUCUGAGUGCGCACACCCGUGAGCUGGACGAUGACUGUAAAGAGCUCAGUCAACAAAUGCCUGACAUGUUGGACGACGCACAUACCGAAAUGCUGGAGUUGGCGAAGGACACGAUGACCGAUGUGAUGAACGAGCACAUGGCGACAGGGUGCGGAGGAGUUGUGGCUGUUACGGAAACGUAUGUCCACAACUGUGUCGCGACUGGGAUAGCCGGUUUCCAGAAGAAGUUUCUAAAAGCGAUUCAAGACUAGAGAAAUCUACUUAUUUGACACCGGCAAAAAACCUGCAUCGAUAUC